GGUUUUGACUUUGGUUUUGGUGGCUUGUAGCACCACCACCACCAACAGUCCACCACCACCUCACUUCAUCUCUUCCUCCUUCCUCCUCUCUGCUCUCUUACUUCGCUUCGUCACAUCCAAUUCCCACCUCAGGUGGGGAAGAAGAGUCCAUAGGAAAGCUGCCACCUUUCCAUUGGGAUCUUCUCCUUGGUCGUCUCCUUCUGAUUGCAGGAAAAAUGGGCGACCAUUUUGCGUUGUUGGUGGACCGCCUUCUCACGGAGUCGACGCUCGAAGCGACUAUUGGGAUUGGGAGUAGGGUGGAAGGCCAAGUUGCCGCCAAUCCAUCAUCUUUGGAGGACCAAGGUAAAGAAAUUACCCGGAAGAGAAUCAUCCGAGACAGGACCUCUAUUGGGAAAUUGGUCGAGUGCCGAAUCUGCCAAGAAGAAGACGAUGAUUUCAAUAUGGAGAUUCCUUGUUCUUGCCGAGGUAGCUUGAAGUAUGCUCAUAGAAAAUGUGUUCAAAGAUGGUGUAACGAAAAGGGUGACACUGUGUGUGAGAUUUGCCUACAGCAAUUCAAGCCAGGUUAUACUGCUCCACCGAAGCUAUUCCGAUAUGGAACUACUCCUAUGAACUUCAGAGGAAACUGGGAGAUCACAAGACAGGAUAUUUAUGAUUCUCAGAUCAUAACAUUAGUUCCAUCUGAGCGUGAUACUUUGCAAUAUUAUGACAACGACCAUUCCAGUAGCAAAGUUUGUUGUCGAGUCAUAGCAUUAAUAUUCAUGGUUCUUUUGGUUCUGCAGCAUUUUCUUCCCCUCUUGAUUGGUGGAGCUGAACAAUACUCAUUCACCUUAUUCUCACUGAUGGUGUUGAGGACUACUGGAAUACUUUUACCUGUUCUCGUAAUUCUCCAAACAGUAAGAGUAUUUCAUCAGUGCCGUGAUCAUCAGGUAACUGGAGAAAUUACAGAUCCAUCAGGAGGCAGCAACUUAGUUAACUCAUGGCAUCUGGUGCAACCUUACUCGCAUCGCAUCCAAAUGCACUGACAUUGAAGAGAGGCAAUUCAAGUGAUGGGAAAACAAUCUGAUCUCUUAGUGGUGCAAGAAAAGUGUAUCAGGGUGUAUUCAGAAGAUAAUAUGAAAUGAAAUAGAGCGAAAAAUGGAA
Zingiber officinale is the source of this 1140-nucleotide messenger RNA. RefSeq lists its product as uncharacterized. Gene Ontology annotation, cellular component: membrane. The record is from RefSeq and is a predicted model, not a curated record. Lineage: Eukaryota; Viridiplantae; Streptophyta; Magnoliopsida; Zingiberales; Zingiberaceae. Gene Ontology annotation, biological process: protein ubiquitination. The coding region runs from base 216 to 1022 and encodes 268 amino acids. Gene Ontology annotation, molecular function: zinc ion binding; ubiquitin-protein transferase activity. The transcript has 9 exons.